CGACCGAGCUCCGCCCAAGGCGCUAAAUUAACUCCAGUCGGGAGAGCGUUCGGCGCUGCUGCUCCUUACUUUUAUCUGCCCAGCUCGGCUUCUUCUCGUGGCGAACGCGACGGAGUCGCGGCGCCGGGCGUCUGUCACCACGCGCCAUGAGCCCCGCGCGGCCGAGCGUGCCCGCAGCGCUGCGCCUGCUGCCCUUGCUGCUGCUACUGCUGCCGUGCCCACCCACCGUCCGGGGUGACUGCGGCCUUCCGCCAGAAGUGCCUAAUGCCCUGCCAGCUCUUGGAGGGAAUACCAGUUUUCCUGAGCAAACCACAAUAACAUAUACGUGUAAUGAAGGCUUUGUUAAAAUUCCUGGCAAGCCAGACUCAGUGAUCUGUCUUUCUAACAAUCAAUGGUCGGAGGUUGCAGAAUUCUGUAAUCGUAGUUGUGAUGUUCCAACCAGGCUGCUUUUUGCAUCCCUCAAAAAGGAUUAUAGUAUGCAGAAUUAUUUUCCAGUUGGUUCCACUGUAGAAUAUGAAUGCCGACCUGGAUACAGAAGGGACCCUUCUCAGCCAGUAAAACUAACUUGCCUUGAGAAUUUAACAUGGUCCAAACCGGCUGAAUUUUGUAAAAAAAAACAAUGUCCUAAUCCUGGAGAACUACAAAAUGGUCAUAUCAAUAUCACAAUUGACAUCUUAUAUGGUUCACCCAUCUACUUCUCAUGUGACACAGGGUAUAAAUUAGUUGGUGCAACUUCUAGUUACUGUUCUCUUUUGGACAACACUGUUAAGUGGAGUAAACCACUGCCAGAGUGCAUAGAAAUUCACUGUCCUGAACCACCCAAAAUUGACAAUGGCUAUAUUCAAGAGGAACAUGAGGUUUAUGUAUAUAGACAGUCUAUAACAUAUGGAUGUAAUAAAGGAUUCACCCUGGUUGGAAAGAGCUCCAUUUAUUGUGCUAUAAAAGACAACGAAGGAGAAUGGAGUGACCCACCACCUCAGUGCAAAGGAAAAUCAUCAGAUUCCAAGCCCCCACCAACACCUCAGAAGCCCACCACAGUCAGUGUACCAGCAACACAGCGCACACCUGUUCCCAAGGCAACCACGAGUUUUCAUGCAACAAGCACAUCAAAAGGGAAGGAAAUGUCUCCUUCAGGUGCUGUCAGUCUUAUAUAUGGUUUAUUUCGUGAAUCAGAUCAUUAUCUCACUUUAAAGAUAAGUAGACUGUAUUGCAAAGAAAUUGCUUUUGAUUAUACUGCAGUGUAAGGGAAUGAUGCAGAUGAUAAAACUUGAGAAAUAUUUAAUUUUUUCUAUUUAAUUCAAAUAAGACUGAGGAAUCUUUACAGAAUUUCCUAAAUUACCUUGUAAAUGACCCUGGCACUAUGAAUUUUAAAGAUACUCUUCUACUGGCUCUGUUGUCAAUGGUUCUCAAUAUGUAUUUAUUCUUGCCUUUCAUCUGCCAAGGACCUGUUUAGACUUUUGCCCCCCUAAUCAUCCUUUAUGAGAUUUUAACUCUGUUCAUUAAAUCAAUUUAUGUACUUUAUAUGUUACUAUAUUUACACAGAUAAAAACUAAGUGUUUUUUUCACCUACUUGGGAUAUUGUCCCCAUUAAGAAUUCGUGCUCUAUAUAGUUUCACUGGUUUUUGUUUUUGAAGACAAUAUCAUAUAGAAAAGAAGAAAGUGUUUGUGCUUUGUGCUUUGGAGUCAGUCAGACCUUGGUUUGGAUCUGUUUUUUUUUUUUUUAAUUUAGUAAAUAUUCAGUGCAAGUAAUUAAUCUCUUUCAGUUCCAAUUUUCUCAUUUAUGAGACAGAGAUUAUGAUUCCUAUACAAAGUCUUUGAAGUUUAAUGUGAUAUUGGAUUUGAAAACUCUAAGCACAGUGCCAAAACUUUAAUGAAUGUAGCUUCAAGAAGUUAUAACACAUCUGAGGAAAAGUUGUUUUCCUAAUAUGGAUUCAUGACAAUUUUAUCAUUCCCUCUGGCCACAAUGAAGAAUAAAAGCAAAUUUUAAUUCAAGUAAUAUUUGCAUGUUUGCUAUGUAGCAAGUACUGUACUAACAUUUUUAUAUGUAUUAAUUUGCUUCUUACAAUAGUCUUAUAAUGUAGCAUUUUAAUAUUUUUCAGCUGAUAAAACUGUACUUUUACAUAAUUUGUAACUUGUCCAGAGUUUCAGAGAUAAAAGGCAAUUAUCCAGUGAAGGAUAGCAUCUCUUCCUAGUAAUAGAACAAGAGCCUGUAUAACUCAGAUUAGACAGGGUAACCUUGAUUCUUUACUAAUACUGUUUUAUUCCCCCCCCUCAUUGCUGAAAUCCCAUAUUGUGACAUUCCUAAAUUUUUUAUGACCAAUUGAAAGAAUAUUAAAGAAAAAGAGAACACUCAGUGAAAUAUAUAGUUCUCUAUAUCGUUAAUCAUAUACAUAUUUAUUUAUCCUUUUAUAUUUACUUGACUAUGGCAUGAAUUCCCAAUAUUCAAAUGUAGCCAAAACCUAAGUGUACUUGCAAGAGUCUAACAUCUUACGAGUUAUUUCAAAUGAAUAAGUUGCUGAUUCAAGGGUUACCACUAUGUCUUAUUAUAUGUUUCUUCACCUGACAUACUUCUGUUCCACUACAAAGUGACCAUAAUUAUCCAUCUGCUAUUCAGAGUUAAGACAUCAGAAAAUAUAAUCAUGUAAGUUUUCUGUAAUAGUUGUAGUCUGGAAAAGGAAGUGUGUGAAUUUCUUUUAUUUAAAAAAUUGGAAAAACUACAGAGACAAAAUCCAAUGAUCAUGUCAAGACACUGAAAGGGUCCAGUGGGUGUUGCUCAGAGGCAGUCGUGUUGAGAAAAAUUUAUAAAUCUGAAAAUUUAAUGUUUACUCAAGCACAUUCUUUGUCCAUCAAGACAAGUAUAGUGGACUUCACUUGCCCACAGGCUCUGUAUUCUUUUAUAUUAAGUAUGAUUAUAAGCAAGAACCAAAACUGCUCAUAGCUUUGUGUUUUUCAUAACAGGUGGACUGCAUUUCCACUUUGUUAGAUAUACAAGCAUGACUUUUUGAAGUGAGUAGGCAAGCCCACAUUUUUUUCAGAAAAAGACAUCAUUUAAUUAAUACCAACUAACAGAUAAAAUUCUGACAAGGGUUCUUUGGGAACAGAUAUGAUACUCUAUUAACAUAGCACCCAUCUCUUAUAAAUUUUAUUUGAAUAACCUGUUACUUUUAUUUUAAAAUAUUAUGAACAAUUAAAAUCAUGUCAUGAACCUGAGGCUAGAAAUAAAAAUAUCUUUCUUCAGUCUCAGUUUUCUCAUCUUCAAAAAUGAUAUUCAGUGCAAUUUACUAAACACUUCCUUCUGUGUGCUCAGCACUAUACUGAUUAUUGAAAGUGAUCAAAUGAGAUAAUAGGUGGCAAACUGCUUUACAGUGUUUUAAUUACUAUGUAAAUAUGUUUUUAUAUAAUAGGGAAUCUUACUAAAAUUCUACUUUUGUUAGAGAAUCUCCUUUUCUAAAAUUAUGUAAUUUUACUAACUAAUCAAUUUAGUGAUUCAGGACACUUGAAUUAUAAUUAUAAUUUCCUUUUUAUUUUAUAAUUUAAUUUACCCCAAUUUGUAUAAACCUUAAAUUGACUUUGAUUCACCUUUGAGUUGGUUUCUAUAGAUACCAAGUGAAUUUUGAGAUUAUAAAUUUUCCCUUUAUUCCAAAAGUUGUUUGUUUCUAAUUUGAGAGCUAAUAUGCUCUUACUAAUUUACAGAGAAUGUAUAGAGAGUUUCAUUUCUCAUAUUUCUGUUUUGCUCUGAUUUUCUGUUAAACUGUCGAUCUCCCAAACUUUAAGAAUUACGUACACGUGUUGAUCAGUGUUCUUUCUAGUAAUAAUCUUGUAUUUUUGUCAUCUUCAUAUUCUGGAUCACUUUUGAAUUUUCUAUCCUGAUUUUCACUCAAAUUCCAGUGAGAUUAAAAAUGGUAUGAUUGAUGGGAAUAGGUAAGAGAAAGGAAAUCUCAAAACUUUUGAGGAGUUGUGAUUUAUAUUAUGAGCUAACAAUAUAGUGCUGGAGGAUCAGUUAAAUUUACUAGGGAAAAUAGUACAACAUCCCUGUUGUGAAAACAGCUGGGUUUUAACAGUCAUACACCUACAUGGCAAUGCAAUUAUGAAGCAUCUAUAGUUUGCUGAUUUGGAACCAAAUACACUCAUUAGUUAAGGACAUUGGUGGCAAAUGGGGUAGGGAGGGAAAGGGAGAAAGAGAAUGAGAAAAGAGUGAAUGGGUAGCUUUCAAAGAAAGGUCAUGUAAAAUGCAAGUUAUGAAGGUGGUUUUCUGUUGACUGAUGUAUCUGAUUAUUCCCUGCUGUUCAGCUCAAAAUUGUGUUUUUUUAAUCUUAAAAGUAAAUACAACUUGCCAAAGUGAAAUUUCAUCUUUAAUAGACUGAACACUGAAAAACAUUCUGUAAUCAAAGUGAAUACAUUUUUCCUUCCAGUCUCAUUUAAUAGUGCAGUUCUCUUUCCUGGGCUGGAGAUAUGCCUACAAAUCAAUUAUCUCUACCAUGAACUAAAUAAAUGGCCUUCCUAUUAACCACAUAUGUAACUUUGACUUUUCUGGAUAUCUGUAUAUAUAUUCACCUACAAAAUGAGAAUGAACUCCAUUAUUCCUUCUAACUCAUUAUUCAGUCAUCAUAUUUGAACUACCAAUGAACAAAACAUUUAAAAGUAAGCAUGGUUGUGUUGAAACAUCUCAGAAUUCUCUAAAAUCUGUCAAAUAUUUGUAUUUGAGCACUGUGAUACUUUAUUUCUUUUUCUUUCAAAGAAGAUAGAACAAAUAACAUGCAGUAUUAUUGUCAAUCCUGUGACAUAAGGAAUCCAUAUACUAAAUGCAAGCCAUGUCUCCCUUUUUUUCUUUAAUUUGUUUCAUAACUACUCUGUGUCAUUGUGAAGCUCCAAUGUAUAUGCCAUUGCCCAUGUUUCUAUUAACUGUGUUACCAAAUUUUUC
This is a messenger RNA of Sciurus carolinensis (gray squirrel), 4921 nucleotides long. RefSeq names its product CD55 molecule (Cromer blood group) (gene Cd55). The record is from RefSeq and is a predicted model, not a curated record. The transcript is spliced from 10 exons. Bases 147 to 1244 code for a protein of 365 amino acids. NCBI's taxonomy places the organism in Eukaryota, Metazoa, Chordata, Mammalia, Rodentia, Sciuridae.